Molecule: messenger RNA, 1571 nt
Organism: Blepharisma stoltei
Lineage: Eukaryota; Ciliophora; Heterotrichea; Heterotrichida; Blepharismidae
Source: the annotation of a GenBank genome assembly
AUGGGAAAGCGAAAUAAGCAUCAUUCCAAAUCUAGCAAGAAAGAGAAGCUAGUAACUUCUCAUGAAAGAAAACACUAUUUAUUAAAGCUAAAUAUCGAGAAAAAUAGCAAUUCACGAUUGUCCUUGUCGGAUUAUUUUUCUGAUGACAUUAAAAUUCAGGACCUGAUUCCUGAACAGAUUUCACCUUUUCUCAAAGAAUUUCUUGUUUCGAUUUCAUAUAUUUCUCAGGAUUUUAUCCAGUACUUCAGUCAAUUUAAAUUGAAAGUCUUGACGUUGAAAUCUGACAUUGUGCUGAGUCAGGAUCAUAAUCAAAAUAUGGCGACACUCGAAUAUUCUGUUUUUCCGCAUAGAAAUUCUCCCUUUGACCAAUUUUGAUUAUGAGAUUGCUUCACCUAGUGAAUUUAUCCUGGCAAUGAUGGUGCGUUAUGCACAAGGGCGCGUGACCUCGGCAAUCAUCCCCGAGGGACAUAGAAUUCCUGAAAGUGUGCCAACAACCCUAGACAGUUGAUACUGGGACCUUUAGCUUGCCCAAACGGGUACGAGUUGGUAUGCCCGAGAGCCAAUAGGACUGCCGUCAAAGCCGAGGGACCAUUCAGAUUAAUGGAUGACGCUUGGUUGGCUGAGGACCCCGAAGCAGGGACGGAAGCCCAUCUAGGUGAUGUGGUAUUGGACAUUAAACGUUGUAAGACCCUUGAUUAAUUUAAUGUGUGUAUGCAUGCACUCAGGAUCAGAUGAUUGAUGUUGAUAUUAGCUUAAGAAAUGAACUGAUUCAAAAAGUUACUGAACUCUUAGCUCUAGGACUCGCUGAAGACAUGCAUCUUUAUUUAUGCAAACUCUUUGCGGCCUUUAUGGAAUCCCUUCAUAAGCAGCUAAAGCUUUUGAACGGAAAGAAUUAUAUGCAGAGAAUUAUUGGACUAUAUAAAUCUUAUCAGACCAUUGAAAUUUUGGCAACAGAAAUAGGACUGAUUACGAAAAGCUUGCAUUACUAUACAAGUUUUUCAUAUGAAAAUAUCCUAAAAUCACUAUUUUAUAUUAUAUUUUUUUAAAUCGAAUAUUAUUUAUCUAUUUUUUAUAUUAAAUAUAUAAAAAUUCAGAUAAAAUAGGAUAAAUGUUUUGUGUUUUACGAAAAUCUGAUAAGCCAUUGCAAAAAAGAGGACUCUCACAAUACAAUUCUCAAAACAGUUAACAAACUUGAAAAAGAGCUCAGUGACCUUGCAGAAAAAACCAAGCCACUGCAAAUUUUUGACAUUUUUUGCUGCUCAAACCCAGCAGAAGGAUUCAAAAAUUUACUAUCUGAUUCUAUGACUAAAAAUAAUUCUGGUGUGCUUUGCCAUAUUAAUGGUGAAGCCCAUGAAAGAAGAAAUAGACCAAGAAAAUCGAGGAUUUCUACUGCAGAAACAUCGAUGUCUCCCAAGUCAAAGAUUAGCAUUUCUUCUGACCUGGAUAAUGAAAUUGAAGAGUUCAAGCACAGGCUUGAAGCUCUGAAACCAGCUAUGAUAAGAGUAAAACCGAAAGUGAAUAAAGAGUUUUUAAUCCGCCUUCAACUGCAGAUUAAAACAAUAAGCUCAUAA